Molecule: messenger RNA, 2865 nt
Organism: Periconia digitata
Lineage: Eukaryota; Fungi; Ascomycota; Dothideomycetes; Pleosporales; Periconiaceae
Source: the annotation of a GenBank genome assembly
UUUGGUAGGUAUGCAUGUACAGUCGUUCAUCAAACCAGUACACGACAACUGUUGGAUGUUGGUCAAGUCGAUGUCAUACAUAGAUUACUCAUGUAUGUGUGCAUGUAUCUUGUCGCCUGUCAAUCAGUUGGAUGUAGUGAGCGAGCUAAGAUUACCGACCGACCGACGCUUGGCGCCACUCUACGCGGUCGCGUGGCUUCGACGCGUCUAGGUCUGUCUGGGAAUCGAAUCGAUCAACUCCAAGCGUGCCUUCUUCUCGUCGUCACUACCAACAAUACAAUGGCUUCUCCGCAGCAUUUGCGCGGUCGCUAUGCCCAUGCACCCGGGCCUACCUUCCUUGCUUACACGCCAGACGGCAAGAAACUGGUCACGGCCGGAGUCGACAGUUUUUGCCGCAUCUUCAACUCCCGAUCUGACCAGGAACCCACCAAUGUCGACGACUGCGAAGAGAACAAUGCAGCCAUCGUUGCUGGCAAUACUUUCUUCAUCAUCGUCGCAGAGAACGGCAACAUCAGCAGGUAUUCUCUGGCGAAUCACAAAUUCGAAUAUUAUCUAGAUCGCGUCUCUCUUCCGGCCCGAGAUGUUGCUCUCAGUCCGGACGAACAAUGGGUCGCUGUUGCUAGCGAUGAGCAUACAGUGCUUCUAGUCACCACCGGUGGAAGGCAUGAACGGCAGACCAAGAAGUUGUCUGACCACCAAGGUUCCGUUCAGCAUGUUUCGUUCGAUACUGUUGGUCAACGCUUGGCCGUAUCCUCGACCAACGGCGUCGUCUACAUAUACUCUCUCGAAUCGACGGAACCGAAGAUGAUCAAACAACUAGGCGGUCUGAUAAGGCGAUACGAACAAGGCAUCGAAUCGAGCUCCGAGGUGAUAUGGCAUCCAGAUGGCAGAGCGUUUGCCGUUCCAACUCCGCUACGAGAAAUCCAAGUCGUUUCACUCAACGACUGGGAAAAGCAGCAAACCUUCAAAACUCCCCAUUCUGCAGAUAUCACUGCUGCUUCCUGGUCUCCCAAUGGCUCAUUCCUGGCUACCACCGCAAGUGAUUUGAAACUUUGCCUUUGGGAUACGAAGACGUUGAAAUUAGUGAAGACGUACGACGAUGUCAAGGCAACUAUAACUGCUAUGAAAUGGCAUCCAACUGAUAACGUUUUGUCAUAUACCAAUUCGGAGGGCCAGCUCUACAUACACGAAGAUUUCGUUCCCUUGGAAUACGCGGAUCGUCUGCAAAAACCAGUUCAACCCGCCCCUUUCUUUCACGAUCCUGCAGAAGAUCGUCUCAGCAAUCCUACUUCAAAACCGGCCAAUGGACUCACGCGCACUCUUCCAGAACGUCGACAACGAGAAAUCUCUAUGGAUCCCCUCGAUGAAAUUCUAGGGGUCGAUUUCCAAGACGAAGAUAUGGACGAUUUUGUGGAUGAUGAUGAUGGUGCUGGCUAUGCGCCCGUUGUCAAUGGCCACGGGAAGCGUACGAAUGGCCAUCUUGACUCUCUUCAAUCAAAAGCCAAACGACACGCUCAAGCUUCCAAUGUCAGGCUGCCUGAUAUCCACGAACCCUUUCAACCCGGUGCAACCCCAUGGCGUGGCAAUCGGCGUAUGCUCUGUUGUUCGCUUUUUGGUUACGUUUCUACUGUUUCGCAAGAAGGCGACCAAAGUACCGUGGAGCUCAAGUUCGCCGACAAAAGAUACCGAGAUGCAAAAAUCUCUGACAUCUAUGGCUACGACAAAGCCGCGCUCAGCACGAAGGGUGCCCUUCUAUCCUGCCAGCCUGGCGAAGAGCAUCCAGCCAUGAUCUAUUAUCGCCCGCAUGGUACAUGGACGGCAAAUUCUGAAGACUGGCGAACUAAGCUGCCCGAUGGUGAAUCAGUGACCUCAAUCGCGCUGAGUGAAAGCUACGCUGUCGUGACUACAAGCUCAAAUUACGUGCGAAUCUACAGUUUGUUCGGUCUUCCUAUACGCAUAUAUCGGCAGAAAUCGUCGCCAGCUGUAACGUGCGCGGCAUGGCGCGACUACGUUCUCACAGUUGGCAAUGGUCCUGUCGGCGCUGACGGGACAUCUCAACUUCUCUACACCAUCGAGAACGUAAAGCGGGACGAAGUUUACCAAUCGGAGGACAUUGUGGCUUUACCAAAAAACACAACAUUGCAAUCUGUUUUCUUCUCAGCAGAUGGCGACCCUUACAUAUAUGACUCUGAUGGUGUGCUCCUCACAUUACUUCGAUGGCGAAACACUGGCCAGGCUCGAUGGGUUCCCAUGUUAGAUACGAGGAACCUUUCACGACGUGUAGGCGGCGGGAAGGAAGAAACUUAUUGGCCUGUUGGAGUACAAACCGACGAGAACAAUAACCGUGUCUUUGAGUGUUUCAUUGUCAAGGGCAGUGAAAGGUAUCCCACCAACCCUCCACCCUUGUUAAGCCAAUUCCCCCUGGAAAUACCCAUUUCGUCGUCCAACGAGGACGCUUCAGCAAAUGAACUCGAACAUGAAUUUGUUCUCUCAACAAUCCUUCAUACCCAACUCACGGAAACUCUGUCGCACACUCGACCGACGGAAGAGCAGGAUGCCGAUUUGCGGGAUUUAGAAGGACGUGCUGAUGCGGCGCUGCUGCGCAUGUUGCCUCCGGAAUGCAAAGUCGAACAGCGCAAUCCCAAAGCUUUAGAGUUGGUGGAGCUUAUGCGGGAUAGUAACGAUAAGUUUAUCAAGGGUGCGCUGAAGGCAGCCGAACGAUUCGCAAAGAAUCCAGAGUUGAUCAAGAAGAUGAAGAAGAUACAAGCGAGGAAAGAUAAGGCGAGGCUGACAGGUGGUGAAGUGGAAGACUUGAUUGAAGAUGAUGAUAACGACGAUGACGAUGAUGUAUAUGGAGACUUCUAA